Molecule: messenger RNA, 1098 nt
Organism: Perkinsus marinus ATCC 50983
Lineage: Eukaryota; Perkinsozoa; Perkinsida; Perkinsidae
Exons: 2
Coding region: 1-1098 (365 amino acids)
Source: RefSeq, a predicted model, not a curated record
AUGAACAACAAUGACGAGGAUCUGUUCUCCGGUAAGACUGCUAUAAAAGCCCGCCGAUUUCGGGCAUGGCAAAUGGAGAUGUCCGAGUUCGACUACGUCAACAUCAGGAUGGCACAUGUUCCAGGAGUAUGUAACGUCCUAUCCGACCUCUUCAGUAGAUGUGCAGAACGUCUUGAACAAAGCCACAUGACCCCUGUCGAUGAAAUGGCGAACGAGGCUCCCACAAUGCCAAUCUAUUUGCCUACUUAUGGAGAAGCACAAGAGGAGGACGGCGACAAUACUGUCGGUCACAUCUACACUGGCGCUAUCUAUGACUAUGAACUUUCACACCUGGCUAUGACACCGUCCCAGGCCGAGAUCAUCGCGGAUUCCUAUGCGGUUGAUGAAACCAUGUAUCUGUCAGUCCGACUCAAGGCAGUCUGGGCCGCAGCUAAUGGAUUGCUGGACUCAGAGACCUACUCGGACAUCACCAGCGUGGAGAAGGCCAAGGCAGUGGCAUGGAUUGAAGCUCGCAAGUUUAUCACGUCUCUGAUCUGUAAGGAGAAUGGCGCUAUGGGCCUCUUUACACAGAGUACCAACAGGGAGCAAGACUUGCGGAAGCUCCCAUGGGUGCUGGUGAUACCUGGCCCUGCAGUAUUUGUUAACGAGUUAAGGCUGGUUACGGCGUACGAUCCUCAACAACAACUACAGUCUGCUCGCCAAGGUCUGCUGCUCUAUGCCCACGAUUGCAAAAUUCACGUACCCUAUGACAGAGCGCUACGCGUUCUCCAAGCUAUUGCCUGGUGGCCUGGUAUGGGAAGCGACCUUCUAACGCACAUAAAUGACUCUGAUUUGUGCUUACGGCUUUAUCCUUCGAAGCAUCUACCAUAUCGCGGUGUGACUUCCUGUGAAACUAUCGCCGUCUCUCCCUGUCACCUGGAGGUGAGGCGUGAGGAAGUGGACCGUACCCGAGCCACUCCGGCGGUUGAGGGCACUGUGGACCCUGCUAAGCUAAAGGAAGGAGAUUGUGUACUGGUUCGUUUGGUAACGGAUAAGUACACCGAGGGGUACUUAGAAAGGCCAAUCGGCGGCUACCGUGCUGCCAGCACGUUUAAGUGA